Miscanthus lutarioriparius is the source of this 495-nucleotide messenger RNA. Lineage: Eukaryota; Viridiplantae; Streptophyta; Magnoliopsida; Poales; Poaceae. The record is from the annotation of a GenBank genome assembly.
AUGGCCGGCGACAGCGGCAGCAGCAAGACUCCGCCACCAGCGGCUGAGGACGACGAGGUCCCCGUGGCAGCGGACAAGGCGCUACACGCGCUGGGCUUCGAGUUCACGCGCAUCGGCGCGCGCGAGGUCGCCGGCCGCCUCCCCGUCACCGACACCUGCUGCCAGCCGUUCGGGGUGCUCAACGGCGGCGUGUCGGCGCUGGUCGCCGAGUCCACGGCCAGCGUCGGCGCGUACAUGGCGUCCGGGUACCGGCGGGUGGCCGGCGUGCAGCUGUCCGUCAACCACCUCCGCCCCGCCCGCCUCGGCGACGUCGUCCGCGCGAAGGCCGCCCCCGUCCAGCUCGGCCGCAGCAUCCAGGUCUGGGAGGUGCAGAUAUGGCGAGCAGACCCUUCCACAGAGGAGUGCAAAGAUCUGGUGUCGACGGCAAGAGUUACCAUGUUGAUAAAAAAACCCAUCAAGACCAGAGGAGAUGUCGACCCACGAAGCAAGCAUUAA